AUGGAGGCGACCAAGGAGAGGCGGGAGCAGCAGCAGCGGAAGGCCGCCGGCGCCGGCGAGGACGGCGACUCGGUGCAGCUGCCGACGGAGACGAGCCCGUACGUGCAGUACAACAAGGACGACGGCCUGGAGGACUACAAGAUGCGCGCCUACGGUGCCAAAGGCCACCUCCCCGUCUCCGACCUCCCCCACGGCGGCACCGGCACCGACGCGCCCACCAUCCCCGGCACCGCCCUCCCCACUCAGCAACUCAACCUGCACGGGCGCCAGCAGCCGCAGCGUGGGCAGGGUGGGGACGCUGGCGCUGGCCGCGCCGACGAGGCGGCCACCGACACCAUCAACCGCCACGGCGUGCCGUAG
Messenger RNA from Lolium rigidum, 360 nucleotides. RefSeq lists its product as uncharacterized. The record is from RefSeq and is a predicted model, not a curated record. The transcript has a single exon. NCBI's taxonomy places the organism in Eukaryota, Viridiplantae, Streptophyta, Magnoliopsida, Poales, Poaceae. The coding region runs from base 1 to 360 and encodes 119 amino acids.